Molecule: messenger RNA, 1185 nt
Organism: Eruca vesicaria subsp. sativa (arugula)
Lineage: Eukaryota; Viridiplantae; Streptophyta; Magnoliopsida; Brassicales; Brassicaceae
Source: the annotation of a GenBank genome assembly
AUGGAUCAUACUAAUAACAAGCUUGUAGCCGUUUUGCUGAUGUUCUUCUCAAGUAUCUUGCUUAUGAGAACAUCAAUGGCUGCUUACAACUAUAAUGUAGUCAAGUUUGGUGCUAAACCGGACGGUCGAACCGAUUCCACAAAAGCAUUCCUCAGUGCGUGGCAAGCGGCUUGCCGUUCAGCUGCAAGUGUCAUUGUAACGGUCCCAAAGGGGAGCUUCUUGCUAAAACCGGUGGAGUUUCGUGGUCCUUGCCGUAGUAGUAUCACGUUUCAGAUCUAUGGAACGAUUGUAGCUCCUUCAGAUUACCGUGGUUUGGGUAAUUCCGGUUAUUGGAUCUUGUUCGUGAAAGUAAACCGGAUCACAAUCAAUGGAGGAAAAUUAGAUGCUAGAGGUGCUUCCUUUUGGGCUUGUAGAAAAUCUGGAAAGAGUUGUCCUGCUGGAGCCAGAUCGAUGACGUUCAACUGGGCAAACAACGUCGUAGUGACCGGCUUAACGUCAAUAAACAGUCAAGUAACACAUUUAGUGAUAAACAGCUGCAACAAUGUGGUAGUCCGGAAAGUAAAGCUAGUGGCUCCAGAUCAAAGUCCCAACACAGAUGGCCUCCACGUCCAAAAUUCUGCUGGUGUGACCGUAACCGAUAGCACGUUUCAGACAGGAGACGACUGUAUCUCUAUUGGUCCAGGAACUCGUAACCUCUACAUGUCUAAACUUAACUGCGGCCCAGGCCACGGAAUCAGUAUUGGGAGUCUAGGGAGAGAUGCUAAGGAAGCUGGAGUACAGAAUAUAACGUUGGUAAACUCUGUUUUUUCGGGUUCGGAUAAUGGUGUUCGGAUCAAGUCAUGGGCUAGACAAAGCACAGGUUUUGUGAGGAACGUUUUGUUUCAGAAUCUGAUCAUGAAAAACGUUCAGAAUCCGAUCAUUGUUGAUCAGAACUAUUGUCCGAAUCAUCAAGGAUGUCCUAAGCAGGGUUCAGGGGUGAAGAUUAGUCAGGUUGUGUAUAGGAAUAUUCAAGGGACAUCACGAACGCAACAAGCUUUAAAGUUUGAUUGUAGUCGCAGUAAUCCGUGCCAAGCGAUUAGAUUGCACGAUAUUAAGCUAACGUUCAACGGUCGGUCCGCUACUUCACAAUGUAAAAAUAUUAAAGGAGUUAAGGCUGGUGUGGUGACGCCACAAGGUUGUCUUUGA